Messenger RNA from Thelazia callipaeda (thelaziosis nematode), 636 nucleotides. The record is from the annotation of a GenBank genome assembly. NCBI's taxonomy places the organism in Eukaryota, Metazoa, Nematoda, Chromadorea, Rhabditida, Thelaziidae.
AUGACUCCUGCCUCUUCAUCUACUACAAUAUUUGACCUUUCAAAAGAAGAUCUAAGGUCAAUUUUGCAAACUUUAAAACCAACUCUUGAUGAAAAUUUAACGAAAUCAAUGUCAGUUUGUGAACUUCGAACUUGCAUUACUGAAUGGUUAAUGUUAAAUGAUUUAUCAACAAUGCAUCAUUUUGAGCAGAUAGAAAACUCCCAGCAGUGGAAAAUACCUGACAAAGCUGAUCAUUGUGUUUCCUGCGGAAAAUACACAGUAACAUCCAUUGGUGAUUCAGCAGCAAAAACUACGAAUACAAUUAUUGAGCAGCCACUAACAAGUCGAGAAUCGUUGGUAUUCGUUGGAAGGUCAACCACUUUACCGUUAUCUGUUUUACAAAUCAUCGACUUUACAAAACCUGCAAAUGCAACGGUUAUUCUCAAAACAUUAAAUGAUCGAAAUGGUAAUGAAGUGACUAAUAAGAAAAAACACGGCUAUGAUUAUGGCAAAGAUUUAUGCAUAGAUUUUGCUCAGUGGGCAUUUCCAAAUUUCAAAUGCUUUUCGAGACAUGAAGAAGAUUGGGGAAAUGUAUCAAAAAAUACUUCCACUGUUAAUUCUUCAAACAAUUUUAUGUGCUUUUCGUGUAAAAGUUAA